GUUCAGCUUUUUAAAACCAAUAACCAUCAACCAUGGAAGCAAAAUAUGCUAUAGUUUUCUCAGCCUUAUUCUUUUCUCUGUUCAUCGUAGGUGAAACAGCUGCUACAGGUAAUUGGAAACUACUGAAGAAAAGUAUUGGAAUUUCAGCAAUGCAUACUCAAUUGUUGCCAAAUGAUCGAGUUAUUAUGUUCGACAGAACAGAUUUUGGUCAAUCAAGAAUUUUAUUACCAGCAGAAAAAUGUAGCAAUGCUACUAAUCCUAGAGUCGACUGUACUGCUCACUCGGUUGAAUUAAACCUUUUGGAUCGAAGUGUCCGUCCACUAACUGUGCUUACAGAUACUUGGUGCUCUUCUGGCUCUUUAGCAUCUGAUGGCAUGCUACUGCAAAGCGGUGGAUCCAACAACGGUGAACGUGCUGUUCGGAGUAUUCGGCCAUGCGCUAACUGUGAUUGGACGGAGGAUCAAAGAGGUUUAGUUGUUCCUCGAUGGUACGCAUCUAAUCAAAUUUUGCCAAAUGGGAAGGUCAUUGUCGUUGGUGGUCGAGGUCAGUUUAGUUACGAGUUCAUCCCCAAGAGCUCAUUGCCAUCGGAUUUCACAGUCUUUGCACUUCCAUUUCUAAGAGAAACCAGAGAUGCCGUAGAGAACAAUUUAUACCCAUUUACUCAUCUCACACCUGAUGGAAACCUUUUCAUAUUUGCUAACACGAAAUCAAUUUUGUUUGAUUAUAUAAACAAUCUAGUUGUCAGGAAUGAUUAUCCAGUCAUGCCAGGUGGAGUUUCACGUAAUUAUCCAAGCACGGGUUCAUCUGUACUUCUUCCGCUGAAACUUGGUCUCAGCAACAGUACUAUUGAUGCUCCAGAUGCUGAGGUCUUCAUCUGUGGAGGGGCACCACCGACUUCAUACGUCACUGCGAUUAGAGGGACGUUUUUACCAGCUGCUAAAUCAUGCGGACGUUUAAUGAUCACGGCGGUACAACCCCAAUGGAAAAUGGAAGAAAUGCCAAUCGAAAGAGUCAUGGGUGACAUGCUCUUGUUACCAACAGGUGAUGUGUUACUUAUAAAUGGUGCGAAAAAAGGCGCAGCUGGUUGGUAUUUAGGUAGGGAACCGGUUCUAAACCCCGUACUUUACCAGCCGGAAUCGAGUAAAUAUGAGAUUAUGGAAGCAUCGACGACUCCUCGAAUGUAUCAUUCAACUGCUAUUUUGAUUACUGAUGGUAGAGUAUUAGUCGGUGGGAGUAAUCCUAAUUCUAAUUACAACUUCACCGAGAUGUUUCCUACUGACUUGAGUGUUGAGGUUUUUUCGCCACCUUACUUAAGUAGCGGUUCUCGACCGCAAAUCAGUUGGGUGAAACCAGGAACUGAACUAUCUUAUAAGCAAGCAAUUUCCAUUGGUUUUGUCCCGAAAAGGAACGAAACGUUAGAUAACGUUUCUGUGACAAUGAUUGCGCCAUCAUUCAACACACAUUCUUUCUCCAUGAAUCAAAGGAUGAUGGUUUUGAAAACCAGUCAAUUACGUCAAGUCACCAGCAGUUAUUAUAUCAUUGACUGUCUUGCUCCGGAAACCUCUAAUAUUGCACCACCCGGCUAUUAUCUUCUCUAUGUGGUGCAGAAUGGGGUUCCUAGUAGGGGGAAAUGGACUCAUAUCAGCUAAUAGUGUGAAAGAUUGCUCGCUUGCUUUUCAAAUUUUUGAAUAUUUUUGCUUAAUAAACUACAUUUCUGCAUUUACUUCGUACAGAAUGAUGUAAAAAAAUUUAUUGUGUACAAGUGUAAUCAAAGAAGGGCUGUGUUUUGUUCGUUCAAAA
This is a messenger RNA of Papaver somniferum (opium poppy), 1800 nucleotides long. RefSeq names its product aldehyde oxidase GLOX1-like. The coding region runs from base 33 to 1649 and encodes 538 amino acids. The record is from RefSeq and is a predicted model, not a curated record. The transcript has a single exon. Lineage: Eukaryota; Viridiplantae; Streptophyta; Magnoliopsida; Ranunculales; Papaveraceae.